UUCGUUCUCGACAAGCUACCCACUGCCGACGGCGCCGCUUUCGACUCCCAAGCCGAGGGCACCGCCCCGACCUGCCACCGCGACACGCGAGUCGAUCUUCUCCGCCGGAUACGCGAAUGGGCCGAUCAGCCCGGCAACCAGCCCCAGGCACACGCCAUCUUCUGGCUCAACGGCAUGGCCGGCACCGGAAAGUCCACCAUAUCCCGCACCGUCGCCCGCCACUUCGCAGACCGCCGCCGCCUCGGCGCCAGCUUCUUCUUCAAGCGAGGCGACGGCGACGGCGGCAAGGCCGCCAAGUUCUUCACAACCGUUGCCGCCCAGCUCACCCUGCGCUGGCCUGGCCUAGCGGUGCACGUCAAGAAAGCGAUUGACGCCGACCCAACGGUAGUCACGAAAGCGAUACCGGAACAGUUCGAUAAGCUCAUCUUCGCGCCUCUGCAAGCCGCCUCCCCGGCCCCAAACCUCAUUCUAGUAGUCGAUGCACUCGAUGAAUGUGAACGGGAGGAGGAUGUGAAGCUGAUUAUCCAUCUUCUCUCACGCGCAAGGACCCUUAGAUCGCUGUGCUUAAGGGUUCUCCUUACAAGCCGGCCUGAGCUUCCCAUCCGCCUUGGCUUUGCAGAGCUUAACGGCACGUACGAGGACCUCGUGCUCCACGAGAUACCCGCACCGAUUCUCGAGCACGAUAUUGGCGCUUUCUUGGAGACCGAGCUAGCAAGGAUCCGGGAUCAGUACAAUGUCUCAGUCCCUCCAGAUCGCCAGCUAGCUACGACAUGGCCCGGCCAGUCGACAGUCCAAGCCCUAGUUGAAAUGGCCAUCCCGCUGUUUAUCUUCGCUGCCACCGUAUGUCGCUUUCUGGCCGACCGUAAAUGCGGCAACCCGGAUAAACAGCUACAAAAGGUUUUAGCUCACCGGACAAGAAGCCAGGAAUCGAAACUUGAUGCGACCUACCUUCCAGUCCUAGACCAGCUACUCGUCGGUCUUUCGAGUCGCGAAAAGGAUAAUGUCCUGGAUCAGUUUCGACUAGUUAUUGGGUCACUCAUCAUCCUCGCAAGCCCUCUAUCAACCUCUUCGCUCUCACGUCUUCUC
Microdochium trichocladiopsis is the source of this 1086-nucleotide messenger RNA. RefSeq lists its product as uncharacterized. The record is from RefSeq and is a predicted model, not a curated record. The transcript has a single exon. The annotation marks the transcript as partial. Lineage: Eukaryota; Fungi; Ascomycota; Sordariomycetes; Xylariales; Microdochiaceae.